AUGAGGUCCACACGGUGGCUUCGCUGUCGUCCAUUCUCCACCCGUUUCUUGAUCAUCUCAUUCUUGGCAAUAGCGUUUGCAAUCUAUUGCUAUUAUUAUAACGUGACGCUGGCAUCUUACCCAAAAUCAACACUUCAAAGGGUUUCAACGCCUGUGGUCGAUUUCGCGGAACUCUUCCCCUUCACUUGCUACGGUUAUCGCUAUAUGAUUAAGAAAACUGUUCAAACAUGUUCCCUUAUAAAUGACUUCUACCUGGGGCUUCUGUCGUUGACGUGUUUAGUAUCGUUUAUAUACAAUUUUAGUACUUUCUGA
Molecule: messenger RNA, 312 nt
Organism: Pieris macdunnoughi
Lineage: Eukaryota; Metazoa; Arthropoda; Insecta; Lepidoptera; Pieridae
Source: the annotation of a GenBank genome assembly